AAUGUAAAUUCGUUUCAACUCGUUAUCAGCUGGUUAGUUGUUUGCAGGUCGUUAUAGUUUCGUUGAAAAAUAAGACUUCUUGAGACGAAUUCGUUUCUAUAAUCUAGUUUUAAUCAUAAUACGCGUAAAUUGUGAAGAAAUUUGAAUUUUAUAAAAUGCGUUCAUUUUGCAUAUUAUUCGGUGUUUUUUUAUUAAUUUAUUGCAAUGAAUGUACCAAUAAGUAUUUUCCUCUAUUUAUAUAUGACAACAGACCACAAACAACGGAAAACGAGACAGAAGAAAUGUACGAUUUUAUGUUUAAUUUUUGUUCAAGUUCUAGGACAGGUGCUCACAUGACAAGGCUAUACGAUUCCAAACUAGACAAAACAUCGAAUUCCUCAACAAUACCAACAACAACAACAACCCCGAUUAAUGGCCAGAAUGUUCUGCACGCGUUACUCGGAAAUUUAGAAGACUAUCCUCCAUAUACCCAAAUUUAUGUGAUCACAUUUGCACCAACAACAUUCUCUGAUGAGGACUUGAUCGGAAAAAUUUUAGAACAAAUACAAAUCAAAAGAUCACAGGUCAAUUUUUUUAUCCGAGGCGAGUAUCCUUCUGGAAUCGACUACCUUAAAGAAUAUAGUUUGAUCACCUCAGUUGGUAAUGGGGUUACGUGGAGGUCAUUCGAAUUUAAUCAGUUCACAGACUGGAAAUCUCUGGAGCUGAAUGCGAUGUUACCAAAAGCAAACCUGCUCACAAUUUAUGACACUGAUAAUGGAACAUAUUGCAUGACAAUAGAUUCACUUUUAGAAACUGAUAUAAAAGAUAUGAUAUUCAGCAGUUUCGAUUCAAACGAGUAUGAGGUAACAGUAACAUUAUCAAGAGAACCCAAUCGGACUACCCUCGUUAAUGAGAAAGAAAAAGACGCUGAAAACACAAUACAAACAAUUACGACUAAAGAGAUGUGUGUGGAAGUUCGUAGAAAAUUUCAAAAUUCAGAUCUUGCUUCUUUUUACACAUUACGAGGAUUCAGCAAAAGCGAGUUUGACUUUUAUUAUGGGUUUUCUACGGACAACGUGACAUCAUUGAAUGAGACAUAUCGAAGACCAAUCAAAGGAAAAUCAAACAAAAUUUACGUAUCAUCUUACUCUGAAAACACACGAUAUGGAUUCGAUCACUUCAAGAUACUCUUUUUAAAUGGUACUUCUUCAGGAGAAACAAUUUCUUUCGAACCGAUACCAGAUACCGAUUUAUUCGUAGGAUCAUUCGAACCGCCAAAUAAGGAAUAUUUUUACAUACAAGUGACAACCUACGCGAAUGGCGAAACAAUCUCACGGAUGUCGCAUACUGCAAUGAAUACUGCAGACGAGUUUGGCGAAGAAAAACAAAAUCCAACGUUUGAACGUAAACCAAUAGUUUACCGCGGAUACAGCCGUUCCAAGAUAUUUGUUGAAAUUCAAAAAGAAACUCAAAAAGAAAUUCAAAAAGAAUACAACAGUAUCGGUUUAUACAACACAAUUGGGAUCAUUAUCAUAGCUAUCAUGCUAUUAAUAGUACUGCCAUUCAUUUGGGCUACUAUUUUCCGGUUGUAUUACCAACCUCCUGAACGUUCUGAGCGUGGUAGAGGAGUAUCAGAACCACUCGGAAUAGAAAAAGCUCGUCGUCGAGCAAUGCCAAACGAUUAUCAUAUUAUGCAUGUUUCACAAGUUUGACAAUAAAAGACUGUAUUAAGGCAUU
Messenger RNA from Planococcus citri (citrus mealybug), 1716 nucleotides. Its product is annotated as hemicentin-1-like. Bases 156 to 1691 code for a protein of 511 amino acids. NCBI's taxonomy places the organism in Eukaryota, Metazoa, Arthropoda, Insecta, Hemiptera, Pseudococcidae. The transcript has 8 exons. The record is from RefSeq and is a predicted model, not a curated record.